UAUAAUUUUUACUCUUAUCCCAAGUAUAAGAUAAGAGUUAAGUCCAGUAUUUUAGCGAAGGAAAAACAAAAAUCUCAUCAUUUCGUAGUGAUAAUUUGUUGAAACAACGAAGAAAAGAAUACUAAACUGUGCUGAGAAAAAUCAAAGGAUUACACAAUGUUGAAGCAAGUUCUACUUGUGCUAUCUUGCUGUGCACUAGCCACAGUACGCAGUCAGCAACCAUGUCUGGGCGCACCAGCACAUCUUCCUCAUAGCUUUGCUGCCGCACCGGAAAGCUGCAACGCAUAUAUACUUUGCAUGGGUGCUCAAACCAUUCGCGGACAAACCUGUCCGGUAGGCAUGCUCUUUGAUCCACUGACCCAAACCUGUGGCCAAUCAUCUUGUGAUCAAUGUUCACCAUUCGGAAUACAAAAUUUGCCGCAUCUAACCGACUGCGCUCAAUUCAUCCGCUGUACCAUGGGACAAAGAGAAUAUGCCACUUGCCCGAACGGUCUAUGGUUCGAUCGCUCAAUUUCCAAUUGUAACUAUCCACAUUUGGUUGACUGUCCCGGACAACCGACAGAUCCAACAGAGUGGCCCACCGAUCCCACCGAAUGGCCAACAGAUCCAACUGAUUGGCCAACCGAUGAUCCAUGGCCAACCGAGCCAUGGCCACCAAUACCAACCGAUCCGCCAGGUGAUAGACCUGUAUGCAGAGGACAAGUAUUCCAUGCCCAUCCAACCGAUUGCAAUCGAUAUUUCAUUUGCAUAAACGAAGUCUUAUGGGAACAUAGUUGUCCGGGUACUUUGCACUGGAAUCAGCUUAGAAAUGCGUGCGAUUUGCCAGAGUCGGCUGGAUGUCUUUGGCGUCCAACUGGACAGCCAACAGAUCCCCCACUACCAACAACCGAACCACCACUAUUGCCACCGUCUACUAAUCCACCGUGGGCAGAAAAUUUGGAAGAUUAACAACUGAAUCAACGUGAACGAUAAGAUGGGUGCAAUUUAUUUUGUUUCUGUUCUACUCAGUCCUUGCGUGAUCCGAUAGCUCAUUUUAAUUUUACUUCAAAUAAUAAUAGACUUGUUGGACCACAGUUGUUCGAACCUCAAAAGCCAGUGUUGUUACCAUCAACAAAAUUGUAGAUAAUAAGAUCAAAAAUUGUGUAUUUUAAUAAAUUCUUUUAUAUAUAUUUACAUUUACGAAGACAAUUUGAUUUUUGUUUUUCUUACUUUUUUUUCUCGCGCCCAUCUUAUUGUAGUGAAAAUUCAUCGGUUUGGUUAUUAAAGAUUUUAUUCUGCUAA
This is a messenger RNA of Bradysia coprophila, 1281 nucleotides long. RefSeq names its product protein obstructor-E-like. Lineage: Eukaryota; Metazoa; Arthropoda; Insecta; Diptera; Sciaridae. Gene Ontology annotation, cellular component: extracellular region. The record is from RefSeq and is a predicted model, not a curated record. Gene Ontology annotation, molecular function: chitin binding.